Molecule: messenger RNA, 345 nt
Organism: Maylandia zebra (zebra mbuna)
Lineage: Eukaryota; Metazoa; Chordata; Actinopteri; Cichliformes; Cichlidae
Source: RefSeq, a predicted model, not a curated record
AUGACUGUCUCAGCAAACGAGGACACAAUCACACAGUCCACUGUCUUUGUUAGAUGCGCGCCUGUUUCAGCACAGUUCACAAACUCCCUCGAACACAACGUCCGGCCCACUUAUCGAAGAGAGAAAAUACCUGAACCCGCCAAGUCCGCUCCCAAGAAGGGCUCCAAGAAAGCUGUGACCAAGACCGCCGGCAAGGGCGGCAAGAAGAAGAGAAAGACCAGGAAGGAGAGCUACGCCGUCUACGUGUACAAGGUGCUGAAGCAGGUCCACCCCGACACCGGGAUCUCCUCCAAGGCCAUGAGCAUCAUGAACUCGUUUGUCAACGACAUCUUCCUUACUUUUUAG